AUGGCAGCCCCCUCUGGCCCCAUCAUCACUCCCCUCACCACCCUCCUCAACAUCAGACACCCCAUCCUCCUCGCCGGCAUGGCACGUACCUCCGGCGGGCCCCUCGCAGCAGCCGUCUCCAACGCCGGAGGGCUAGGCUGCAUCGGCGGCCUCGGCUACACGCCGCAACAGCUCCGCGAGAUCAUCCACGACCUCAAGUCUAACCUCUCGUCGCCCUCCCUCUCCUUCGGCGUCGACCUGGCCCUCCCCAAGGUGGGCGAGGGCGCGAGGAAGACGAAUCACGAUUACACCAAAGGCCAGCUCGAUGAGCUGAUCACGGUGACGAUCGAGGAGGGCGCGAAGCUGUUCAUAUCAGCCGUGGGUGUCCCGCCGCCGCAUGUGGUGAAGCGGCUACACGAGGCCGGAAUCCUCAUCAUGAACAUGGUGGGUGCGCCAAAGCACGCGACGAAGGCGCUGGAUGCCGGUGUGGAUAUCGUGUGUGCGCAGGGUGGCGAGGGAGGGGGCCACACGGGAGACAUCCCGACCUCUGUUCUGAUCCCGGCGGUGGUGGAUGUUGCGCGGAAGUACAGGCCAGAGCUGCUAGGAGGGCAGUCGGCCAUCGUUGUCGCUGCGGGGGGGAUUUACAAUGGGAGGAGCCUGGCGGCGAGUUUGAUGCAGGGCGCGGCGGGCGUCUGGGUGGGAACUCGAUUUGUGGCGAGCACGGAGGCCGGCUGCAGCCAGGCGCAUAAGAAUGAGGUCGUGAGUGCGCGCUUCGAGGAUACCAUUCGCACCCUGGUGGUCAGUGGGCGGCCGUUGCGGGCGAAGAGGAAUGAAUGGACCGAUAAGUGGGAGAAGGAUCCAGCGAGGAUCAAGGAGCUGACGGAGAGUGGAGUGGUGCCCCUGGAGUAUGACAUGGAGAAUGACAUUGACGUUGAUAUUCCGCAUUUGAUGGGCGUGGUCGCCGGUGUGAUUACAAGUAUUCAGCCUGCCGGCCAGAUUGUGGAUGAGAUGGUAUCCGAGGCGGUGGAUAUGCUGAAAAAAGGACAGACGUUCUUGGGCGGGCAGAGUAAGCUGUAG
This is a messenger RNA of Drepanopeziza brunnea f. sp. 'multigermtubi' MB_m1, 1056 nucleotides long. RefSeq lists its product as uncharacterized. Gene Ontology annotation, molecular function: nitronate monooxygenase activity. The record is from RefSeq and is a predicted model, not a curated record. Lineage: Eukaryota; Fungi; Ascomycota; Leotiomycetes; Helotiales; Drepanopezizaceae.